Messenger RNA from Malus domestica (apple), 893 nucleotides. The record is from RefSeq and is a predicted model, not a curated record. NCBI's taxonomy places the organism in Eukaryota, Viridiplantae, Streptophyta, Magnoliopsida, Rosales, Rosaceae.
CAAAACUUAAAGCAUAAAUAAAAAGAGAGAAGAAAAAAACUUAUAGGCCUCUUACUUAGAGAAAGCAUCAUUUCAUUUCUACUAACCUCUUCUUCCUCUUCUUCUUCUUCUUCUUCCUCUCCACCUUCUUCUUCUUGUUUCUGCAAAAUAUAAAAAUUAUACUUCACAUCAAUGGCUGCAACAUGUUGCUUUUCUCCUGCUUCCACCUCCAUCCAAAAAUCUGGGCCAGUUUUAAAGCCUUUCAGCAGAGUUUUGAGGUUUAAAAACAGUCUACUAACAGUCAAGAUCAAAAGCUCUACCCUCCAGAUCAGAUCCUCCUUGAGAGAAGAGGUUUUUGAGGAUCGGGCCAAUGGAAUAAUAUGCUACAAGGAUGACAGAGGGGAGAUAAUUUGUGAAGGGUUUGAUGAGGGUCCUAGGUAUCACCAACAUAAGCCAACAACACCUUGGCAACCCAGCUUCCUUCACUCAAACUUCCCUUGCGAGUGCAAAGAAGCGUUUGCAAAAUAUUCAGUUUAGAGCGCAGACGGAGAAAACAGGAUCGCUAGCCGGCUAGUUUGGACUCAUCUGAUUCGUAUCUCUUUGUUGUGUUUCUUGGUAAAAAUUUCAGCAGAGACGCAGAGAUCUUUGAUCUUCUUCAACAAAGGUGGAUUAAUUUUAUAACAGACACAGAAUUGUGCCGUGGCGAUAAAGGCAGUGCAUUUCAGCAAGAGGACAUAAAGAACUGCAAUGGCUCCAACACUCUCCGCUAAUCGUAUAAACAAUUUCACCAAGACUAUAUACGCCCCAUUUAUAAUAUGUAACAUAUAAAUGCAGUGCCUUUGAAGCACAUUCUGUUUGUUUUUUUUUCCCAGCAUGUACACAAUGUCCAAUUUCAAAUUUUUUUUUUUGCACUC